Molecule: messenger RNA, 3349 nt
Organism: Mauremys reevesii (Reeves's turtle)
Lineage: Eukaryota; Metazoa; Chordata; Testudines; Geoemydidae
Gene: JAKMIP1
Product: janus kinase and microtubule interacting protein 1
Exons: 24
Coding region: 796-3318 (840 amino acids)
Molecular function (GO): GABA receptor binding; microtubule binding; kinase binding
Source: RefSeq, a predicted model, not a curated record
GCGGCAGGGGCGGGCACCGUACGGGGAGCGGCGCUCUCCGCCUCCCGGAGGCGGGUCGGCAGUGACAGCUGGAGAGCAUGGGCGGGGCCCGAGCCGGCCUCUAGGUGCAGACACUGGGCGGCGCGGCGCCGCCUGCUCCCCGGCUGCAUCCAGACGGCGCUGUAGCCGCAGCGGCAGGUUCCUCCGGGGGCAGCGUCCCAGGGAGCGCGCAGGAAUCCCGGCGGGCAGCUGGCUCCGCUGCGGCGCUGAUGUCACUAAUACUGUGCAGGAUUUUCUCUGUAUUGAAGAAGAAGAGGAUGAAUCAAUAGAAAUCACACUUGAGGGGGAAAAUGUCCCAUACUUGAAUAUUCAGUAAUUCAUCUACUUGCAUGGUCCACGGUACAUAUUUUCAUCUUUAAAUAGGACACAACUGUCUUGGAAGCCUGUGGACCAGAGAAAGGAAGAAAAGUCUGAACCAUGUAUUAAUCAUUUCAGUGAUGAAGCAGGGAAUGGCUUCUGAUGGUGACAGAGUGCAUCCUUUGAAUCCAUAAAAAGAUAAGUAGGAAGAAGAGAAAUUGGAACUAUUGAUUGAUAUUGUUCAGCUGAUGGGGUUUCCUGAUACCCCUGAAGUCUAAUGGAUUUUCCAUCACUAACAUCACUGGAAUGGAUAUGAAAGAAAUCAGCCAUGAUCGAAAAGUGUUACAUGCAGGACUGUGUUGAGGACUACUUGAAUUGUUAAUGUCUAGCACAGAGGGCUGCUUGGCUAUUGGUUCAGCGUGGCGUGAGGGAUUUUUAUUGUAAACUUUAAAAAUAACUAUGUCCAAGAAAAGCCGUGUCAAGGGAGAGAGGUCCGACAUGGAGAUAGAAGCAGUUCAGGCUGCUAAUGAGGAACUACGAAUUAAACUGACCAACAUCCAGAUAGAAUUCCAGCAAGAAAAAAGCAAGGUGGGUAAACUGAGAGAGCGAAUCCAGGAAGUCAAGCAAGAAAGAGAGCAGGAGCAGCACAAGCACACUGCCUACAUCUCUGAACUGAAGGCUAAACUCCAUGAGGAGAAAAUGAAGGAACUCCAGGCUGUCAGGGAGCUGCUUAUCCGGCAGCAUGAGCAGGAAGUAGCUCGUAUGGUAAAAAUAAAAGACAGUGAAAUUCAACGCUUGCAGUCUACAGUGAACGUGCUGCGGGAUGGGGCAGCCGACAAAGUGAAAACUGCAUUGCUCAAUGAAGCCAGGGAAGAAGCUCGGAAAGCAUUUGAUUGUGAACGUAUAAAGAUGCAGCAGGAGAUAUUGGAGCUGAAGUCUGGUAAAAAGCAGCUUGAAGAAACUUUGAACAAUAUUAUGCAGGCAGAUAAAAUGAAGGCUGCUGAUCUGCGCACGGCUUAUCAGUCCCAUCAAGAUGAGGUUAAUAGAAUAAAGCGUGAAUGUGAGAGGGAUAUCCGCAGGCUGAUGGAUGAGAUAAAAGGCAAAGACAGAGUGAUUUUGGCUUUGGAAAAAGAUCUUGGUGUCCAGGCGGGCCAUGCACAAAAGCUGCUGCUUCAGAAAGAAGCUUUGGAUGAACAGCUUGUCCAAGUAAAGGAGGCAGAACGGUACCAUGGUAGCCCCAAGAAGGAACUUCCUCCUGGAGUAGGGGAUAUCACUGAAAUGAUGGGAAGCCCGGAACAGCAUAUGGAUGAACGAGACAUACGGAGAUUUCAACUAAAAAUCGCUGAACUGAAUGCUGUAAUACGGAAGCUGGAAGACAGAAAUACCCUUUUAGCAGAUGAAAGAAAUGAACUGCUGAAACGUUCUCGGGAGACAGAAGGUCAGCUGAAGCCCCUUGUAGAGAAAAACAAGAGGAUGACCAAAAAGAAUGAGGACAUGUUGCAGUGUAUCCAGAGGAUGGAAGAAAAAAUUAAAAAUCUCACAAGGGAAAAUGCAGAAAUGAAAGAAAAGUUAUCCACACAGCCGACUUUGAAGAGACACACUUCCUUGAACGAUCUCAGUAGCACACGAGAGGAACAAGAAAUGGAAUUCCUGAGACUGCAAGUCAUAGAGCAACAGCAUGUUAUUGAUGAUCUCACAGUGGAACGAGAACGGUUGUUACGCCCAAAAAAACCGAAAAGGAAAAGUCUGAAACCUCCAAAGAGGCAUGUUGUGGAGACGUUUUUUGGAUUUGACGAAGAAUCUGUUGACUCUGAAACCUCAUCUGUAACUUCGUAUAACACGGACAAAACAGACAGAACACCAGCAACACCAGAAGAAGACUUGGAUGAUAGUACGCCUAAAGAAGAAGCUGAUUUAAGGUUCUGUCAACUAACCAGAGAAUAUCAGGCUUUACAAAGAGCAUAUGCAUUACUUCAAGAGCAAGUUGGUGGGACACUGGAUGCAGAGAGAGAAGCAAGGACUCGUGAACAACUGCAAGCUGAUCUCCUCAGGUACCAGGCGAAAAUUGAAGAUCUGGAGAAAUCUCUGAUUGAAAAAGGACAGGAUUCCAAAUGGAUAGAAGAAAAGCAGCUCCUUAUCAGAACAAACCAGGAGUUGUUAGAAAAGAUUUACAAAAUGGAGCUGGAAGAGAAUCAGCUGAAGAACGAGAUGCAGGAUGCAAAAGACCAGAAUGAGCUGUUAGAAUUCAGAGUGCUCGAACUUGAAGAGAGAGAACGAAGGUCACCGGCAUUUAACCUCCAUAUAACCACCUUCCCUGAAAACAAUGGAAGUGCACUUCAACUGUUCUGUCAACAGGAAGGAAUAAAGGAUGUGAAUAUUUCUGAACUUAUGAAGAAGCUUGAUAUUCUUGGAGAUAAUGGGAAUUUGAGAAAUGAAGAACAGGUUGCAAUAAUCCAAGCUGGAACUGUACUUUCCCUCUGUGAAAAGUGGCUAAAACAAAUAGAGGGAACAGAAGCGGCACUGACACAGAAGAUGAUGGACCUGGAGAAUGAAAAGGACCUGUUCAGUAAACAGAAGGGUUAUUUAGAGGAAGAACUCGACUACAGGAAACAAGCUCUGGACCAGGCUUACAUGAAAAUCCAGGAGCUGGAAGCCACGCUAUAUAACGCUCUGCAGCAGGACCCUGGAAGGCGGGCGAGUGAGUCAUUGAAUGAAGUGCAGAGGGAGGAUAUACGAGCUGCGGUGGAGAAGGUACGGAGGCAGAUCCUGAGGCAGAGCCGCGAGUUUGAUAGCCAGAUCUUGCAUGAGCGCAUGGAGCUGCUGCAGCAGGCACAGCAGCGGAUUCGAGAGCUAGAAGAUAAAAUAGAACUUCAAAAGCGGCAACUCAAAGAAAUAGAGGAAAAGCAUUCAUUGUGUGGCCUUGAUGAUGCUCCUGAGCCAAGAAAUGUGGAUAUUAAAAGAGCCUAUGGAGCGAACAACUGAAUCCAUGUGCAAAAACCAGAAAAUAAUUAUU